This is a messenger RNA of Thamnophis elegans (Western terrestrial garter snake), 2564 nucleotides long. It is a transcript of the gene ASB5, whose product is annotated as ankyrin repeat and SOCS box containing 5. Gene Ontology annotation, molecular function: protein binding. The record is from RefSeq and is a predicted model, not a curated record. Gene Ontology annotation, biological process: positive regulation of protein catabolic process; intracellular signal transduction; protein ubiquitination. Lineage: Eukaryota; Metazoa; Chordata; Lepidosauria; Squamata; Natricidae. The transcript is spliced from 7 exons. The coding region runs from base 1561 to 2550 and encodes 329 amino acids.
CAAAUCUCAUUAUCUCUCCUUUUCCAGAGAAUUUUCCAUGGCCAAAAUUUUACCCUGUGGCCAUCUAUCUCUGCUACAGUGCUCUUCCCACGAUUUUAGAGAUAUGUAGCAUGUAUGUAUUUAUUUUUUUUAUUUAUAAAAGUAACUCAAGGCAGCAAACAUUUAAUACCCUUUCAUUCUCCUAGUUUCCCCACAACCAUCUGGGAGGUGAGUUGGGCUGCGAAAGAGUGGCUGGCGCAGUCACCCAGCUGGCUUUCAUAGCUAAAUUGGACACGAAGUCAUGGUUUUCUGCUUUCAGUGCCUUAACCACUAUAUCAAACUGGCUCUCAGUAUGAAUUCUCAUUAGUCUGCAGAAGUGCCAAUACUGUUUUUGUCUUGUUUUCCAAAGUCUUAACUUUUGCCUCCAUAUAGCAGUACACAAAAAACAUUGCCUGCAUGAUCCCGAUCUUUGUAGGUAUUGGUACCUCUUGACAUAUUGAUCUUUUCCAAGGCCUUCAUUGCUAGGCCUUGGAAACUGAGGGCUAAUCUGCUGCAUAUUUCUUAACUGCUGAUUCAUUUACUGUUAAUAGUCAAUCCCAAAGACAGAAGAUAUCCACCACAAUAGCUUUAUUAUUAGUUCUGAAGCUGGUAACUAUAUCUUUUGUCAUUAGUUUGGCCUUCUUUUAUUUAAUUUUUCCUUAAUCAUCUACUGUGCAAUAACCUUUGUUAUUGGAAUUUUCAGCAGCUUAAGUUGCAAGGAAAAUUUCAUUUUGAAGGAUCCCAUAUACAUUUUAAAAUUAUAAUAAAAUAAGCAGUAGAAUGUAGCCAAAAAAAAGAUCUAUUCAGCAUCAACUGCCAUACCAUCCUUUGAGGGUAUUAAGGAAUCCUGUCUAAAAUUCUGGUGAGUAAAAUUAAGACCAUGGAGAAAAACCAUGACUAUGCACAGCAAUAUAAGAAUAGACAAUCCUGUAUCAGAGUAGGUAUACUUGUAUCUGUAUGAGUAACUCAUUGAGAACAUUCUCAUCUAGGCCAAAGAUUUAAAACAACAGUGACAGCUCAUAAGGGGCAUUUUAAUAUGCUUUAUGCUAUUCAAAUGUGUAUAGCUGAUCGAUGAAGCAGAAGUUCUCAUGGAUACAGGAUACUUAAAAAGAACAACGGGAGCUAGAAUAUCUUGAGAAAGAGAAUUGAAUGCUAGCUGAACUGAGAAUGGUACAUUUUUGGCUGCUCUUCCUUCUGACGUUAUAUAAUGUAAAUAAUACAAUUUGAGAUCCAUUCUUCAACAGCACAAAAGCUGAUGUACUUGCACUUAUCCUUUUAAACCAGCCCCUUAUAAUUGAUUUCUUGAAGCUGUUUGUAUGUAUUCUUCAGUUGAAUACCACCAAGCUAGUGGGAGUGCUACUGAACUCAAUGCUCUUUACAGUAUAAAUAAUCCUCAUAUUUUGAGCUGCACACAUCAUGACCAGCUGAUAUUUUCUUUCCUCAGGACCAGCUGUUCCCUAGGAGUGUCUGGCUGGAGCCAUAUGAUCUUAGCAACAUAUUUCAGAGCUGUUUCUAAACACUGACAAAGACACUUGUGCAGCAAUGACUGUUGUAGAGGAAAAUCGGCCUUUUGCCCAACAACUAUCCAAUGUCUACUUUACAAUACUUUCACUUUUCUGCUUUAAACUUUUUGUAAAAAUCAGUCUUGCAAUACUCAGUCAUUUCUAUAUUGUAAAGGGGAAUCGUAAAGAGGCAGCAAGAAUAGCUGCUGAGUUUUAUGGAACUCCUCAAGGACAAGGCUCUUGGGCAGACCGCUCACCCCUGCAUGAAGCAGCAAGCCAAGGGCGCCUUCUUUCUCUCAAAACAUUAAUUGCACAGGGAUACAAUGUAGAUGCUUUAACUAUUGAUCAAGUGACACCAUUGCACGAGGCAUGCCUUGGAGAUCAUGUAGGAUGUGCUCGGAUACUUCUCGAAGCAGGAGCAAAUGUGAAUGCCACAACUAUUGAUGGGAUAACACCCUUAUUUAAUGCCUGCUCAAGAGGAAGUGCAUCUUGUGUACAACUUCUAUUGGAAUAUGGUGCAACAAUUCAAUGGGAGAGAUGUUUUCCUUCACCAACUCAUGAAGCAGCCAGUAGAGGUCACAGUGAUUGUCUAGAAUUGCUGAUUUCUUGGGGCAUAGAAGUUGAUCUAGAUGUUCCUCACCUAGGAACACCUCUAUAUGUGGCUUGCUUUUCACAGCAGAAACAAUGUGUUCACAAACUUCUGCAUUCAGGGGCAAAUGUUCAAAAAGGAAAGUUUUUGGAAACUCCAUUGCAUGCAGCUGCAAGGCUACCUAAUACUGAAAUAGUAAACAUACUUCUUGACUUUGGAGCAGAUAUAAAUGCCAAAAAUUCUGAAUUUGAACGACCUGUAGAUGUCGCUGUUUCAAGCAGCUUGGUGGAAAAAAUACUGCUAUUACAUGAAGUUACUCCAUGUUCUCUUUGCCAGCUGUGUCGACUACGAAUCCGAAAUUAUAUAGGAAAGUCUAGAUUGCAUCUUGUACCACAACUUCAACUGCCAAACAUCUUGAAAAAUUUCUUACAGUACCAAUAAAAUAGUGAAUCGAA